Phytophthora sojae is the source of this 2052-nucleotide messenger RNA. RefSeq lists its product as hypothetical. Bases 1 to 2052 code for a protein of 683 amino acids. The record is from RefSeq and is a predicted model, not a curated record. Gene Ontology annotation, molecular function: ATP binding; protein kinase activity. NCBI's taxonomy places the organism in Eukaryota, Oomycota, Peronosporomycetes, Peronosporales, Peronosporaceae. Gene Ontology annotation, biological process: protein phosphorylation. The transcript has a single exon.
AUGGCGAUCCUGCGCGCUGCAGCGCUGGUGGCCGCACUCGGCACGCUGGCCGAUGCGUCCACGGAUAUCCCGGCCCAGCUGUAUGGGAACACGGCCUACUCCCAGCCCACGACCCCCUCGGAGCUCCCCACCGCGCUCUCCGACCUCGUCAACACCGUGAGCAACUUGACCUCCUUCUCGUACAACCUGCAGCGCGCGCUGCUGUGGAGCGCCGGCUGGGUGCGCGCCAACCCCGACACUGCCGGCUCCAGCUCGGCGUUCGACGACGUGUCGAGCGACUACGUGCAGGUGUACGUGCUCUGCGGCCGCACCAUGGCCGACGUGUUCCAGUCCGCCUCCGCCUUCGACAACGACACGGCGUGCCCCAUCCUGAACUGCAAGAGCAACGUCAUCACAUACACCGAGGCGAGCUGCGACGUCGACUUUGCGGCCGAGAAGGCGCUCUGUGCGCUGAGCUCGGGCAUCACGGUGACGCCCAAGUCGCACGACGGGCCCCUGUGGUCCCUGGACGGACAGAUCGACGCCGACAGCUUCGACCCGCAGAUCUACCAGUACGCAGGCAGCACGAACAGCACGACGCUGUACAUGUUGGCCCAGAAGAGCUCGUGGAGCAUGACCGACGACUCGUGCCCUAACAGCGCGACGUUCAUCGAGCCCUGCAUCAGCGUGGACGCCAGUUCUGUCGAGGAGGACGCGCAGGAGAAGACGUGGUGCGAGCCGGAGAUCGAUCUCGGGGUGCAGCGCUGGCUGGCGGAGGAAUACGCGGCCAAUCUUGCGUCCAGUGGCGGGGGCUCGGACUCGUCGUCCAAAGUUUCGUCCACUGUCGCCAUUAUUCUAGGAGUCCUCCUCGGAAUCUUCGUGGUCGGGUGUAUCGUCUUCUUCUUCAUGUGGCGCCGCUCCAAGAACUGGCACAAGGACGGACUGCACGACAACGACCAGAACACGUUCUUCAUGCAGGCGCAGUCGUUCCGCGGCAACCAGCCGCAGGGCGGGGGCAACGUCUCGGGCCAGUACGUGUCCAACAACGGGCCGCACCCGAGUUACGACAACGCCAUGCAGAUUGAGGCGGUGAACGAGAGCUUCCGCAUGCGCUCGCCUGAACUGGCGGCCUUCUGCGACGACCAGGAGCUCAUGCUCAAGCGCAUCGCGUUCGCAGGUAUCAUCUACAGGGAGCAGAUGUCGAGCGGACCGAACGGAGAGGUGUGGCGUGGAGAGUACGAGGGCCAGCAGGUGGCUAUCAAGUGCACAGUUGCGGCUGCAGUCGCAAGCGCCGCCGCCGCUGCCAACGCCAGUCGCGGCUCCAAUGCCAUGAACGCGUCUGCUCUGGUCAAUGACAAGGAGCUCAAGGCCCUCGUGGACUUCACCAAGGAGAUCCGCAUGGCUGCGUUCCUCGACCACCCGAAUAUCGUCCGCUUCGUCGGCCUGUCGUGGCGUACACUGCCCGAUCUGUGCAUGGUGUCGGAGUACGUUGCGCUCGGAGACCUUGCGCACUUCCUUGCCCAACCGGACAGCAAGAGUUUGACCUGGAGGGAGGACAAGCUGCCUAUCGCGGCGGACAUCUCGAACGCACUCGUGUACCUGCACUCGUUGUCGCCCAUUGUGCUGCACCGUGACCUCAAGUCGCUGAAUGUGCUGCUGACCGAAGACCUGCAGGCCAAGGUGAGCGACUUCGGCCUCAGUCGGGAGACGAGCUUCGACGAGACCAUGACUAGCGGCGUCGGCACGCUGCUCUGGACUGCGCCCGAAGUGCUGCGCGGAGAGCGGUACUCGGAGAAGGCCGACAUCUACUCUUUCGGUGUCGUGCUGGCCGAACUGGACACGUGCAUGCCCCCGUACGCCUACAGCCAAGGCGGGCGCAAGAACAAGGGCAAGAACGACAUGGACUGGGUGCCCCUCAUCGCCAGCGGGCGCGCGUCGCCUCCGUUCCGACCUGACUGCCCGCGCGCGAUCCGCGACCUCGCGGCUCAGUGUCUCGACCAAGACCCGAGCAAGCGCCCGCCCGCCAUGCAGAUAGUGUACAUGCUGCGAUCCAAGAUCCCGCCCACGCUGUAA